CACAGAACCUGCUAACACGCGGCUCCGAGAGUGUGGUUCGGAGUUUGAGCUGCAGUUUCGGGAGUCCGCGCGAUGCCCAAGGCCAAGGGAAAGACUCGCAGGCAGAAGUUCGGUUACAAUGUCAACCGAAAGCGUCUGAAUCGGAAUGCUCGUCGGAAGGCUGCGCCUCGGAUCGAGUGCUCCCACAUCCGACAUGCCUGGGACCACACCAAAUCCGUGCGGCAGAACCUGGCGGAGAUGGGGUUGGCCAUGGACCCCAACAAGGCGGUUCCCCUCCGUAAGAGGAAGGUAAAGGCCAUGGAGGUAGACAUGGUGGAGAGACCCAAGGACCUUGUGCGGAAGCCCUAUGUGCUGAAUGACCUGGAGGCAGAAGCCAGCCUCCCAGAGAAGAAAGGAAAUACCUUGUCUCGGGACCUCAUUGAAUAUGUUCAAUACAUGGUGGCAAAUCAUGGGGAGGACUAUAAGGCUAUGGCCCGGGAUGAGAAGAAUUACUAUCAAGAUACUCCAAAACAGAUUCGGAAUAAGGUCAAUGUCUAUAAACGCUUUUACCCAACAGAGUGGCAAACCUUCAUCGAUUCUUUGCAGAAUAAGAAGAUGGAAGUUGACUGAGUGGUGGGCACCCCAUACUCAGGUCUACUGGACUAAAGAAACCAGAGCCAGGUUUUAAGGCAAGGGUUAUAUUAUUUCAGAUGAUGCUGGCAAAGUUCUAUAGAAUAAGGUUUUAUACAC
Messenger RNA from Phodopus roborovskii (desert hamster), 729 nucleotides. RefSeq names its product NOP16 nucleolar protein (gene Nop16). The record is from RefSeq and is a predicted model, not a curated record. Bases 73 to 609 code for a protein of 178 amino acids. NCBI's taxonomy places the organism in Eukaryota, Metazoa, Chordata, Mammalia, Rodentia, Cricetidae. The transcript is spliced from 5 exons. Gene Ontology annotation, cellular component: nucleolus. Gene Ontology annotation, biological process: ribosomal large subunit biogenesis.